Linderina pennispora is the source of this 1024-nucleotide messenger RNA. Its product is annotated as NAD(P)-binding protein. The record is from RefSeq and is a predicted model, not a curated record. Gene Ontology annotation, molecular function: oxidoreductase activity, acting on the CH-OH group of donors, NAD or NADP as acceptor. The transcript is spliced from 2 exons. Lineage: Eukaryota; Fungi; Kickxellomycota; Kickxellomycetes; Kickxellales; Kickxellaceae. The coding region runs from base 59 to 970 and encodes 303 amino acids.
CCUGAAUUUCGAUACGGCAGUCGGGGUUUUAGACGUUCUGUUUACAUCCCCGCUCUCCAUGGCGCUGAUAGCCGCCCACGCAUAUCUGUGGGGUAUGCUCAGCUCCUAUGUGUUCCUUCUGUAUCUGUGGGCGUUUCUGUUGCGCAACCUGUAUGUCUGGCUGACGGAGCCAAGCGGGCCACAGCAGAAAGUCCAGUGGGAGAAGCAGGUUGUGGUGGUGACUGGCGGGUCGCACGGCGUCGGCUGUAGCCUGCUGAAAAGACUGUCGCUGACCGGAGCGCGGAUCGCCAACCUGGACGUCAGCAGCAUGGCAGGGGACCUGCCGAAUGUGUUCUUCUACCAGUGCGAUCUGAGCGAUACGGAGCAGAUCACCAAGGCGGUUCAGCGGAUCAGCGAUGACCUCGGCGUGCCGACGAUGCUAGUGAACAACGCCGGGCGUGGUAUGACCGAGGCCGAGAUGCAGCAUGUGAUGCAGGUGAACGCAAUGGCGCCGAUGCACUUGACACGGCUGCUAUUGCCUGGCAUGCUGAGGCAGAAGAACGGCCAUGUUGUUUUCGUGGCCAGCGUGCUGGGGUUUGCCGGUCUGCCGCAGGCGGCGACGUAUGCGGGCAGCAAGGCGCUGGUGGCCAAUUUCCGCGAUUCGCUAAGGCUUGAGCUGCGGUACCGUGUGCGCAGCGAGCGGGUCAAGACUAGUGUUGUGUUUCCAGGGAAGAUCAGUAGCGGCAUGUUCGAUGGGGUUGGGUCGCCUGCAUGGCUGUCGCCGGAGCUAAGUACGGAGAUGGUGGCGGGACGAAUCUUUGAGAACCUGGAGAAUAUGCGUGGUGGGGAGGUGUAUUUGCCCAAGAUGGCGUAUUUGGCGCCAAUAUACUGGGCCAUGCCAGAGAUUGUAAGGGAUUUGGCACACCAGGUUGCUGGAAGCUUAUACUCGAUGAAUGAUCACAAGUCGGUAGUACAGAAAGAGCGACACUAAUAUAAACACCUGAUUGCAAAUGCAACGUCAACGAUAAUACAUUUUAUAAUUCAG